Styela clava is the source of this 2637-nucleotide messenger RNA. Its product is annotated as beta-1,4-galactosyltransferase 4-like. The record is from RefSeq and is a predicted model, not a curated record. Gene Ontology annotation, cellular component: Golgi apparatus. Gene Ontology annotation, biological process: carbohydrate metabolic process. Gene Ontology annotation, molecular function: galactosyltransferase activity. Lineage: Eukaryota; Metazoa; Chordata; Ascidiacea; Stolidobranchia; Styelidae.
AUUUUUAAAAACUAUCAGAAAAAUAAUUAAAAGUUGAUAACGAUGGCUCUGUUGAAGGUUAACUGCACCAUACGAACACUGUUAGUAUUGGUUUUUGCAAUCAACGUGUCGAUGAUAUUAGUAUUUCGUCUUUACGUCUUACAGAUAAGACAGGAAAGCAUCGGUAAUAGGAAAUUUCAAUUAUCAUAUUACACUACGGUGGAGACAGAUACAGAAACUCAUACGUUUACAAUGGCCAAGGAAAAUACAAUGUCAUCAACCGCAAGAAUAAAUGGAACCGAGAUGAUAAAUGUAAAUUUUACUACAGAGCUCAAUGUUCCCGCGAUUUCUAAUUGCAUUGAAUAUUUAGGAGGAUCUAUUUCUGUGAAUUAUAAGUCAGCUCUACAAACCUUUCACAAUUUUUCAAAUAUUACUCAAGCUGAUAUAACGACUUAUGGGGAAUUAUUCCUUGGAAAUAAGGAAGAAGGAUAUAAAUACAAAAAUUCAAACAACGCGGUGAUUUUUGAACCAAAAAAUCCAAAUUGCCAGACAGCACAAAAUGUGGCUUUUAUAAUUCCUUUUCGAAACCGAGAAACGCAUCUACGACUAGUAGUAGGACAUCUGAUUCCAGUUUUACAAAGACAAAAUAUUCGCUUUGCAUUUUUUAUCGUCACUCAAAAUGGGAACGAAUAUUUCAACAAAGGUCGACUGAUGAACACUGGGUUUGAAUUCGCGAGUGAAGUUGGAAAAGCGAGGAAUCAAGCUUUCGAUUGUUAUAUAUUCCAUGAUGUAGAUCUUUUUGUCGAGCACGAUAGCCUUCUAUAUAGAUGCGGCGGUGGAAAGGAAAUUGAUCACUUAGCCCCAAGAAUUGAUAAGUUCAAAUAUGUUCCAUACUGUUGUGGUAUGACAGUCGGGGGAGUCAUUGGUUUCACAGAAGAGCAAUACAGGACGGUGAACGGUUAUUCCAAUAAAUAUUGGGGAUGGGGAGCUGAAGAUGAUGAUAUGGCGGAUAGGCUAGAACUACAUGAUUUGGGAAUCAGACGACCAGAAGGUGAUUUAGGAAAAUAUACCAUGAUGUCUCACCAACGCGAUUCUCUGAAUCCGAUCAACACAGGAAGAUUUAAAAUUUUAUGGGACAAAAACAAAAAAUUUUGGAAUGACGGGCUCGGAAAUUUAGAUACAAAAAUAACGUCAGUUUUACGUUAUCCACUUUUUGUGAACGUCUUGGUAGACGUGGGAAAACCACCUACCUAACAUAAAGCAAUGAAGAUGGAUCAUUAAAUUUGCUCCGUGCUCCGGUUCUUCAUAUAGAUCGGUCCCAACAGGUCCAAGGAGAAUACAACAAAUACAAGUGAUCUAAGCCAAAACUGAGAGUUGGAGGUCAUAAUUGUAUAAGGCCUACUGCAAGAACGAAAUCUAUUCUACAUAGCAGCAUUUGCACUUGUUUGAUCAUGUUUAUAUUUUACAGACACUUUGGACCCUAGAAUAAAAUUAAUUAAUGCUUAGAAUGUCAAACAUUUGGAGAAGAAUAGAAUGUGCUUUUUUAUUUCAAAUUCAACAGUGUCAAUUGAUAAAUAAAUCCUCAACGCCCUCCAAGUCGAGUCUAAUCAUCGAGUCAGUGUCAUAGGAAUGUCAUGACAUAGACAACAGUGAAAUGAAUAAAUAUAGUCACAUUGGCACUAAGACUUCUUGCUUUGAACCCACGUUAUUUUCAAAGUCGAACUAAGAUUUACCGAUAUAUGGAUAAUCUUUGAUGAAUCCCAUGUAAAGCACUAUAGCUUAGUAUAUAUAUUUAUACCUCCCAUGAAAAUUCUCUAACUCUGACCAGUCAGUUUGCAACACCAAGUUAUUCCAUUUUGCUAUAACAACGGCUGGCCGACUGUGACCCCUUUUACUUUUAAUUUCGCCAUUUGUUUCUUUUGUCUCUCUUGCUACCACGUAUCAAAUUUUCUAUCAGCAAGUUUCUGGACGGAGCACGGAUUUUCAACAUAAAUGUGACAUAUUGUAAUGUCAAUGUUUGUAUAUAUAUUGUGAAGUUGCAAGAUUGAAUUGAAUCCAGUCAGAUAUAUCGAAAUAUACACUUAAACCUUGAUACCAGCUAUACGUUUGAAAUCCAAAUGAGCAAUAAUGCAAAACAUCAAAAAUAGUCAAUCAAUUUUUUUUCAACUCUCGGAUGGAGACAAUCAACGCGCCACAGAUUGGUUGAUGCAAAAAAUAACUCUGCAUAAGAGUGAAGCCUUUGCUACCAUACAUCUCCAUCAGCAAGAUUGUACAAAUGACUUUUUUCAAUUGAAUUCCACAUGCUAUUAAUACAAAGGUAUUAAAUAACAUUAAACUUCAUAGUUAUAUUUCACAUUCGCUGCACCCUCACUGAACGUUCACCUUUUUUUUAUAAUGAUGCACUCUUUUAUCUUUUACUCAAAAUCUAGUAGGCCUACAAGUUACAACCCACUCAUCCUUCCUUUUAUCGAUCAAAAAUAUAAUGUUUAGAACAGUGGUUUUCAACCUUUGAUGGCUUGAUGUGGCAACCUUUUCAUCAUUCUAAUAAUACAAGCAACGCACACAUCCCAAGGCAUCUCAAUUCACUUUGGCAAAUAAUGAAGUAUUGUGUCCGUAAAAGCAUAUACUGUUUAUAUUUAAAAACCGUAUUGUGUGUUU